Messenger RNA from Scophthalmus maximus (turbot), 1139 nucleotides. RefSeq names its product calmodulin-like 4a (gene calml4a). The record is from RefSeq and is a predicted model, not a curated record. Gene Ontology annotation, cellular component: myosin II complex. NCBI's taxonomy places the organism in Eukaryota, Metazoa, Chordata, Actinopteri, Pleuronectiformes, Scophthalmidae. Bases 124 to 585 code for a protein of 153 amino acids. The transcript is spliced from 5 exons. Gene Ontology annotation, molecular function: calcium ion binding.
AUAUUAUAUUACGUGGUGGCUUUCAGGUGGUGUGGACUUUGAACAGAGGCGGAGGGACAGGUGACUCAGGGUACACUCAACUCUCUCUCCUUCCAGAAGAAGAAUAACUAAGGAGCUGCAGAAAUGGCUAAGUUCUUCACUCCAGUUCAAAUCAACGAAUUCAAGGAAUGCUUCUCCUUGUACGACAAGAAGCAAAAGGGCAAGAUCGACGCCAAGGACCUCGUCACAGUUAUGCGCUGCCUGGGUACAAGUCCCACGUUCGGGGAAAUCGAAAGGCAUCUGCAAGUUCACAAAAUUGAAAAGACCGGCGAGCUGGAUUUCUCCUCCUUCCUGACGAUGAUGCACCGACAGAUGCAGCAGGAGGAUCCCAAGACGGAAAUCCUGGAGGCCCUGCGGAUGACGGACAAGCAGAAGCGAGGAUACAUCCAGGCGUCCGAGCUCCGGGCCAAGCUCACCAAGUUGGGAGAGAAACUCACGGACAAAGAAGUGGACGAUCUCUUCAAAGAGGCCAACGUCGAGUCAAACGGGACGGUGAAUCACGAGGAGUUCACCAAGAUGGUGACGCUGCCACCAGUCGAUUACUGAUCUGUUGAAAGAAAGAAAAAGAGUCAUGGUGAGAAAGUGACGUCGCACACGGACUGAGGGAGCGAAACACAUGCUGGAUUCAACCUGACGUGUUCGCAGCAGCAGUUCGGCACUGGCACACACAUCUGAGCCCAACAACAGCCUUCACUGUGUUUUUUUGCCUUGUGAUUUGUUUAAUUCAAUGCAGGAACUCUUUCCUGCAACUGUUUUCCCGUCGGUUCCCGUCGUACUGCAUCGUGACCAACGAGGUAUGAUGUGAUCAAGCCGUUUUUUUCUUUCAUGGGGUCACGUGUUUUAAAACCAUUAAAUAAACCUUAUGUGAAGCACGACGGUCCACUUUAACAAAUUGUGUUUGAAUUAAAUGGCCAGUUCGAUGCUUUGUGUAUGUGCCUGUGCGUCGUUUUUUCUACGUGUGGUACCGGCAACUGUCCACGCAUCGGUAUUCAGUUGCUUUCUUGUCAUAAGCUUGUGUGGAUAAACAGUGGAUUUUUCAAUAUUUACAAAAAAAUAUUUUUACUUUUUUGAAACUGUAAUAAAAUUGAAGCCCAUCAGUC